AUGUUGAUUUCACAUUUGUCGCUGAGGCUUGAGAUUGCUGAAGAGAUACCAGAGCUGAAAUAUUUGCGGCCAUAUGUUGCCAAGAUUUUGGAAGGUCGCCAAUCGAGUGUAACAAAGUCCUACGCUUCUGUGGCCAGGGGCUCAACAUCCCAGCGUGAGGUCAAAGUCUCACGCUCUUCUUCUUUUAAAGAACUGGGAAGGGGGGAGAAGUAUCAGCCACACAGAGAGAGAGUCUUAAGUCUUGGUGAGACACAGUCUCACAGCUUCCAUCAGGCAGACCAUUUAGAAUCAGACACUAGACAGAAAGAGGUGUUAGCUAGUCUAGCGUGCAGAGGUCGGCGUGAGUUCAAGGAUAUUCACAUAGAGCUUAUUGAUGAACAGGCUUUAAGAAAACUGCUAAUGGCAUCCAGUUCAGAAAAACAGUUCCAUAUGAGGCAAGGGGAGGAACCCUCAACGAGCCAGGCUGGCUACCAUUCCAGUAUCCAGCAGGAGCAGUAUUCAGGGGAGCCAGGUGAUCACAAGCUUCAUGAGGCACCAUCUAAUCUUGAUGGACGGCCAUCUGCAUCUCAGGCAGUGUCAGCCAAUCACAUCUCAACAGUUCGACUGAAGAGUCAUAGCCCGACUUUGAAAGCUCCAACCACCAUCAGCUUCUACAGCGGGAACCCCUGUGUUGAGCUGACUAAAGGCCUGCUUCAUAUCUACAAAGACAGCCAGAUGACAACACUGGAGAAGGAUGUGGCUCGCAGUGAGAUGCUGUGUAUGCUGGGUGUUCCUGCCUCGUACACUGUUCAUGACUUGAUCAAGUUCAUCGCACCCAUGGGAGACUGUGUGUCCUACAUGCAAGUGUUGAGAGAUGCUUUCCCUAACCAGUACAUGUUGCUGAUUAAAUUCAGAGAUCAGACAUCAGCUGACGACUUCUACUCAUACUUCAACAAUCGGCCAUUCAACUCCAUCGAGCCUGAUAUCUGUCACCUGGCUUACGUUGCCAAGAUCGAAGUCAUUAAUGAAUCUGAGGGGGGAAGUCUACCUCUUUUUGGUAUGACAGAAUUGCCAAAUUGUCCAGUUUGCUUGGAAAGGAUGGAAGAAUCAGCAGAUGGCAUCCUCACAGUGCUGUGUAACCAUGCAUUUCACACACACUGUCUGGCUCAAUGGGAAGAUACCAGUUGUCCUGUGUGUAGAUACUGCCAGACGCCAGAAGAAGUGGCAGACCAAAAGUGCAUGCAGUGUGGUUCACAUGAGAGUCUGUGGAUUUGUUUGAUCUGCGGCAAUGUCGGGUGCGGACGCUAUGUGGGGCUGCAUGCCUACAAGCAUUUCCAAGACACCAACCACACGUACGCGAUGCAGCUGGGAACCAACAGAGUGUGGGACUACGCUGGCGACAACUAUGUUCACCGAUUGGCCCAGAACAAAUCUGAUGGCAAGCUAGUCGAGGUUGAUGAGGGAGGGAAUGAAGUUCAGGAGGAAAAACUGGAUUCCAUUACUCUAGAGUACACAUACCUGCUGACGACUCAGCUGGAAUCCCAAAGGCUGUACUUCAUGGAGCAGAUUUCCCUGGCUGUCAAGGAUGUGGAGGCGAAGCUGGAGGAGUCUACGGCACGCUGGGAGAAUGAGAGACAGGAGCGGGAGCGGACUGAGUGUAGACUGUCGGAGAUCAGCAAAGAGAAACAGAGUUUGGAGAAGAAGUGUAAUCAGCUUCAUUCCCGUGCCACUAGUGUACUGGCAGAACUGCAAGAGGAGCGGCAGAUGAACAUUUGUUUGAGAGAUAACCAGCAGCAUUGGCAGACAAGAGUCACUGCCCUUGAGGGGAAGCUAAAGGAUCUGACAGAGAAGAAGGAUCAGGAAAUUACAGAACUGAAGGAGCAGUUACGAGAUGUUAUGUUUUACUUGGAAGCCCAACAAAAGCUGGCCAACAGCACUGGUGUGUCUCAGGAAGAAAUACAAGGGGGUCAGGUCAUCGUGGGUGCAGCAGCCGCACCAUCACAUUCUGGCAAGAAGUCCCGCAAGAAGAGAUGA
Molecule: messenger RNA, 2013 nt
Organism: Candidula unifasciata
Lineage: Eukaryota; Metazoa; Mollusca; Gastropoda; Stylommatophora; Geomitridae
Source: the annotation of a GenBank genome assembly